GUUAUUAAAUAUGUUACUCAACAAAACCAGGUUUAUUGUUUUUCUUGUUGAUCCAACGCUGGUGGGAUUCACCAAUCGAUCUCGAAAGAGCAAUAUGGAAGGCAAUUCCACUUCAGAUAUCGUGAUUUUGAGUGGCAACUCUCAUCCGGAAUUAGCAGACUUGAUUGCUAGCCGAUUAGGAGUGCACACAGGAGGUUGUUCUGUUUACCAUAAAACUAACAGAGAGACCAUGGUUGAAAUUGCUGAUUCCAUACGUGGUAAAAAUAUUUACAUUGUCCAGACUGGUACUAAAGACGUAAAUAAUAAUAUCAUGGAAUUAUUAAUAAUGGCUUAUGCAUGUAAGACAUCCUCUGCACGUUCAAUUGUUGGGGUUAUUCCAUACCUUCCAUACAGCAAACAGUGCAAAAUGAGGAAACGAGGGUGCAUUGUCACAAAGCUUCUUGCUAAGAUGAUGUGCAAGUCGGGCCUAACUCACAUUAUCACCAUGGAUCUACAUCAAAAAGAGAUACAGGGUUUCUAUGAUUGUCCAGUGGAUAAUCUCAGGGCCUCACCCUUUUUAUUGCAAUAUAUUCAAGAAAGUAUUCCAGAUUAUCGUAAUUCAGUGAUUGUGGCUCGCAAUCCUGGAUCAGCUAAAAAGGCCACUUCAUACGCUGAGCGUCUGCGACUUGCCAUUGCUGUCAUACAUGGAGAACAGAAAGAAGCUGAAAGUGACGAAGUUGAUGGGCGUUAUUCUCCACCAUGCAUACCAAGUGUUGACAGGUCUCGUACCAUGGAUGUGUCUGUGGGAGUUCCGGUUCACCCAGCUAAAGAAAAACCACCAAUCAAUGUUGUUGGCGAUGUAGGAGGUCGGAUAGCGAUCAUGGUGGAUGAUAUGAUAGACGACGUGCAGUCUUUUGUUGCCGCCGCUGAAGUUCUGAAAGAAUGCGGUGCAUACAAAAUAUAUGUAUUGGCGACACACGGCCUCCUGUCAUCUGAUGCCCCGCGUCUCAUCGAAGACUCGCCCAUUGACGAAGUGGUUGUCACUAACACGGUACCCCACGAGUUGCAGAAAAUGCAAUGCAACAAGAUCAAAACAAUCGAUAUAUCAGUGUUACUUAGUGAAGCGAUAAGGCGCAUUCACAAUAAAGAAUCGAUGUCGUAUCUCUUCAAAAAUGUAACUCUCGAAGAUUAAAUUCCGUUUAUUAUGAAUAUUUUUUUAGUAUUACACUACAUUAUAUCCUUGAUGGAUUUUACUCUGGGACUCUGGUAUUUUUAAAAGGACACCUAUAGAUACUGAUUUCAUAAUGAAAUUGGUCUAUAACAAAGCUAAUUAGGCCUCUAAAUCAAUAAACGACUAUAGUUGAGGAUUUAUAAUAUAUUCUAAAAAGGCUUAACAAAUUUUCUGCAAUAUUUUAAUAUUUACUUUGUUUUUGAAUCCAAAAUAUUAAAUGCCAGAACUAUGAAAUCAGUGAAUUAAAAUAUGAGUCAAAGGAGUCGUUUUAUAAUCAUUAUGUAUCUAAUUAAGGAUAGUUUUUAUGAUUCCCUGUAUUGCAUUAUUCCUUGUGUUAUAAGUUAAUAGUUAAUUUAUAAUAUUGUUUUUAUGUAAAUUUGAGUAAGGAACAGCUAUGUAUACUCCAUAUAGUGGCUCAUUUAAAUUGGUCGAUAAAGCCCGUAUGCAGAGUGCAGGCAACUUUUGUGCUUAAUUUCAUUGGUCGGUGAUUAGUUGUCGUUUGAUUAUCGGUGAAUAAAAUGAUCACAGGAAUCAACUUCAUUCUAUCUACGGGCUCUGUCGUACAAUGUAAAUAAGCCAUAGGUUUAAAAACUAAUACGAAAGUAAGGUUUUGCACUAGGUUAUUAAACAAAUAAUUUAUGGACUGGAAAUAAAUAAUCUCGAGGGAACAUUUGCAUUUAUAUGUUACUGAUGAUUGGAAUUAAUAUGAUAUCAGUGAGUGAGUAAAAUUGAUGUCAUUCUUCCUAAUAGUUACAGGCCGGGACACUUCAUGACAACUCAGCUGUAAACUUGCUUCAUUUUUAAUAAUCAACUUUGCUGGUCGCGAGAUUAUGCGUAAAUAUAAAUUAUUAUUGGUGUGGAGAACUUUAUAACUUACAAGCUAUAGAGGUAAUAGCAUGGUUGUCCUAGCAUUUUGUGUAUCUGCUUUUCCGACAAACUGAUCUAGGCCGCUCAAUUUUGACAGUCUGGUCAAACGAAGGAUUCAUACAUUUAUGGCGGACUUGUAAUUACUGAACUCAAGAUAUGCGCAAUAAAAACUAAUUAUCAAAUAAAUAUUAAUUGUUUAUUAGGAAAUAUUUUAAGAAUAAGAAACAAGAUUAUGUCGAGCACUCGUCUUUUUAUGUACCUUCCGGACAUUUUGGAACUUGCUUUUGCGGACCACACUUGACACACGGGCCUGGGGACUGUCUAAUUUUCUAGCCAUAGAAUACGACAUCGUAUCGAUGUUAUGACGAUAUAUAUGACUACUUUGACACGUGGUGGAUAUAUUUGGGAUAAAUUAAUAAGUUGGUAACACUUGUCAAAUCGUUAAUCAUCAUUUUUUAUCGUUCAUUCAUUAGUUACUAAAGUACGUGUCAAAGUAGUAAUAUAUUACGAAAUAUUUCCAUAACAUCGAUGAGAUGUCUAGAUCCUAUGGCUAGAAAAUUAGACAGUCGCUCUGCUGAAAUUUAACUGCCUUGUAAUAAAUCGUAAACUCUGCCUCCGCCUGUAUCAACUUUUCGUUUAAUUUAGCAUUAUAAAUAUAUUAUAUUCAAAUCUAAUCAAAAACACGACUAAACAGAACUUCGAUUGGAGUUGUCUAUUUUUGGUAGAUAUCCAUAUAUUUAUGAUAAAUGAAACUAGAUGGGUAAAAUCAGGAUCUGAUUUGUAGCCUACUAAAGUUAAAGUUUGUAAUAAUCUAUUAAUAAAUAAAUUGACACUAAAAAUUUCCAAUAAGUACAACAUUUUAAAGUUUAAAGCAAUAAAAUUUGUAUUUUAAUAUAAAAAAUGUCCAAAGCUUAUGUGAAUAACAUUUAUGGCAUGUGUAUAAAUCAUAGACUUGAGUAUUUACACAAAGUUAACAUAAUUGUAUAGCGUAUUAGAAAAACUAUGUAAAAAAAACUAUAUAAUAAAUUGUUUUGUGGC
Messenger RNA from Diatraea saccharalis (sugarcane borer), 3115 nucleotides. Lineage: Eukaryota; Metazoa; Arthropoda; Insecta; Lepidoptera; Crambidae. The record is from the annotation of a GenBank genome assembly.